CGUCAACGUUACGCGCAUGUCUCUCCGCCAGUGUUUUUAAAAAGCGGCGGUAGCUCCUCCAGAACAUUUUGGAUCCUGGUGUUUUUCUGUGAAGUUGUAAGCUGCUUUACUGCACCAGCAUCAUGCAGCACCAGCAGUAUGCAGAGGAGCAAGGCCUUCUGGGCUCACUGUGUCCUGGGCAGAAGAAGCUUGAGGGGAAGACCUUCUACCUGGACGUUCUGAAGAAACGCUCCACAGCCCUUCUUUUGGAGGCCGUAUCACUUCUAGGAGGGAGGGUGGAGAGUUUCCUGCACAAGGAUGUGUCCUUUGUCGUGACUGGAAGCCAAGAAGACCCGAAGGAGCAGAAGUCUGCAGAUACUAAAGCAGAGAGAAAGGGGACGAGUGAAGAAGCCCAACGUCCCAUAAUGCAGCGAGAGAGCGUCCUCAGCAGUGACAAACCGCGACCAGGAACUCCUAGACCAGCGGCUUGUGGCAGCCGUGGGAAGGCCCUGCUUGAAAAAGCCAUUCGCAAUAAUGAACGACUGCAGGGGAACAGUGUUUUGGCCAAUGCCCGAUCAUGGGGAGUGAAGAUUUUGUAUGUGGAUGAUGUCCUUCUGUAUUUGAAACAGUUGACUCGAGAGAGCUUCAGUGCUGUACACAAGAGGCCGGAGAGGACUUCCGCUAAACAUCAUGUUGUCAAAGCUGCAGCAUUGAGGUCUCCCUAUCUUAAAAUUGAAGACAUGAGCAGGACAUACAAGCCCUUGCAUAUGCAAUCUACGACCUUCCCCACUCUGCGGUACUCGGGCCGAUUCAGCCCCUUUGAAUCUCCCCCACCUCCGUUUGAUAAGCAGGCAGAGCAAGGAGAGAGUCAAACAAGGGAGAAGAAAAAAGUCCAAAGCAGCAUUCAGGAGAAAUCUCAAACACUCACACUCAGCUGUAACCCUUCACCUGUGAGGCCACGCAAAAAGGAAGUGUCUUACUGUGAAUGCUGUCAUCAACCCUUCACUAGUCUGGAGGAGCACUUGCAGUCUGAUCAGCACCGUGCGUUUGUUGUGGAUGAAUCAAACUACAGUGUGUUGGACCAACUCGUGACUGAGAUGCUUCCGGGAUUUAACCCCAAUCCAGCCCAACAGUCUGAUGAAACACUGAACCGACCACCAACUCCUUUGCCCAUCUGUGAACUGGAGCCUCUCACUGAUGCUGAGGCGGAGCAUGCUGUUCAGGCCCUGCAGAUACAAGUUUCAUCAUUCCAUAUUCGCCUCUCCAGUCCGGCUAAGGGUUCAUCUGGAGGUGCUAUCCCAUCACUAGGAGUUCAGUUUCCCAUCCCAAAUCCACCUGCUGACAUCCAGCCUUUCAGUACUAACACAGACUGCCAUCUCCCGGACGGCCAUCCUCCCGCUUUAAGUCCAACCAUGCCUGUUUUGGAAGUUGAACCACAAGCUCACAACUCUGCCAGCCGGCAGACGGAUAAUCAACACCUCUUCCCAUCCCCUGACCCUUACUCCCUGCCUCCGGUCCUCAGCCCACAAGUCCCUUACACGUCCUACAUUAUGGAUCCGCACUGCCCGUACUCGGAGCCCCCUGUCCUCAGUCCUCAACAGUACACCGAAGAGGAGGCUGAGGAAACGCACACUUGUGAAAUGGACACUGGAGAAAGUGUGUCUCAGUCUGUCCUUGAUCCUAUCGCCACAACACAUUUUCCCUCUGUGGCUUUGACAAUUGCAGAAGAGGUAAAGGAAUCGAAACAAGAAAGUCUUUUGGGAUUAAGUGAGAUCACAUGUUCAACCAAUCGUUUGGAGUGUGCUACGCUGUUGUCACCUAGAUCUCGGUCCCUCCCUCGACAGAUGGCGACGACACCAAACGUCAGAAAGCGCUGCAGAUCAGCCAGCCCCGAACACAGCCAGAGCAAAAGGAGGAGGAUCACGGCGGAAUUUGGUUACAGAAGUAGCUGGAUUAAACAAGUGCAUACAUCUGCCAAACCAGAAAAGGACAUUAUGGCAAAACCUGAGGGCUGUUUAUUAUUUGACAAAGUCUCUUGUCAGAUAAGACAUUCCAGUCCUAAACCAAAAGUUUCUUCCACAUACACUGUGGAAACACUUGGAUCAAAACAGACUUUUACCACGUUUUGUGUUCCUACAGUAACGAAUUUCACUCAGGCAACAAAUCAAAUGAACGUUUUAGGUCAUGUGAGCACUUCUGUUGCUGAUCACCCAUCAUGGCCACUCUCCUCAAAAGCAAAGACUUGUGAUCCUCCACUUCAGCUCCCCGCUGGCAAGUCUCACAGUGCGAUUUCCAGUCAAGACUCUCAAUGUGCACAAUCCCACUCCACCUCAGUGUGCAUCGAGUCAGCCCUCAUCCCAGACUUAGCCACGCUCUCUCCAUCAUCAUCAGACUCUGACUGGGACUGUGGCCUUCUGUCACGACUUGGACCUUCCUGUGCUGCUCCACUGUCGCCCGCCGAGCAGAGCUGUGAGCUCGACAAGGAGCGCCUCCACAUGCCGUGCACCUGGAUGCACAACACCAGCUACGAGUCAAGACUACACACCGCCCUUCAGCCGUCGCCCCCAGCAACCUCACUGUGUGGGGAGGAAGUGGACCCUUCAGCGUUUUCCAGGACUGUUGUACAAAUUGUUGAGGUUCAGCACUGAUGGUUAUUGUCUUUAGUCAUUUUAAAGAACUGCAAGAACCAAUACAUGUAAGGCAACGGGAGUAGUAUGUUUUCACAUUGCAGCUGCAUAUCUAACAGGGAGAAAACAACUGGCAGCGCUUAAGCUCAUCAAAAUAAGUCAAUGAAAUGUAAUAUAUUACAAACUUAGUGCAAACUAAAUCGUUAUAUUAAGCUGUUUUUUACAGAUGCAGAUUUUUAUUUUUUGUUGAGGAAGAUGUUACUUUGUGGAUACAUUUCCACAUGAAUUUGAAGUGCAUCCAUUAUCAUUUUUCCUCUCAACCCCUAAUUCCUCCUUGUGAACAGAACCCUAAGCAAUAUUCUGUAUGUUGUGCUGACUGAAGUCUUUCAGCAGCUAUGUCCGGGAACAUAUGGUGGUAUUGAGAAUUUAAUGAGGCUUUCCUGAAGGGGGCAUUGCUCAAUUACUGUAAGUGCUGUCUCUGGAUCAGAUCCCCCUCGCGCUGGCGUUGAUGAGGCGUUCGUAGAGUGGAGGACUCGCACAACCUGUGAUACAGGAAUCGGUCUGAUUAAUGUCAAAUUGCUUUUCCCACCUUGUGAAGGUCGGCCAAAGGACUUACGUUGUCAAGGGGAGACUCCUGCUUCACGGUAUGUGUGCUGCAGCUACAGGGAGGUUAAUUGUCUUCACUUCGAAGUUGAGUCACUUUCCAUAAAAGACUUUGUCAUCGCUCAUCAUUCUAGACAAAACUAAAAAUCCUAUGUUGUCCAAAAUCGCACCUUCUGAAUAUCUUGCCUUGACUUUUAAAACACACAUGCAGAAUGCAACAAGCAAAGAUAAAUCAAAUAUGAUUUCAGUUCAUGUAAGAAUAGCUGUUCUCUAUAUGAACAUGUGAAAUAAAUCCUUGUACAGUGUUUUUAAAUAAAUGUUUUGCACCAUAAACAUUUCCCUGUUGCAUUGUUCAGAAAAAGUUGUUGCUCGGGUAAAGAAAAGUUAAGAAUAGUUGGGGUUUGCUGAGUGUAAUUUUUCGCCUUGGCUUAAUAAAUGCUGACACUGCUUGUAGGCUAAAGGAGAGUCGAAUGUGAAGGGAAGGAUGAGGGAAGGACAGCAGCGGGUCGAUGUGUCCUGUUUGGCUCGACAGCCCAGCUUCCAGCUGACACAAACAAUAUUUGAUAUCUCAUCGCCAAGCCUUGUUACGUAACCCUUGACUAUCCACAUUUGUUGGAAUAAAGGGAGCCAUUGUAUGAGUCUUUGUUGGAAAGGAAUGUGGUUGUGUCUUAUGAGAUGUAAUUUCCAACUGGGAGUUAGGAUUUAAGUGAGAUACAAAGCUCAAAAUACCAAAUAUUCUGGUCAAAGUAUUUGUCCCAACCGUCCACAGACUCCCGUUGGACAAGAUUUUAUGUGAAGGGUUGAUGGAUUGAAGUCUGCAAUCAUGUUUUAUCAUUAAAGUUAGUUAUAUUUUUAGAUU
Molecule: messenger RNA, 4068 nt
Organism: Anoplopoma fimbria (sablefish)
Lineage: Eukaryota; Metazoa; Chordata; Actinopteri; Perciformes; Anoplopomatidae
Gene: dbf4b
Product: DBF4 zinc finger B
Exons: 12
Coding region: 123-2627 (834 amino acids)
Biological process (GO): positive regulation of nuclear cell cycle DNA replication; regulation of cell cycle phase transition
Cellular component (GO): Dbf4-dependent protein kinase complex; nucleus
Molecular function (GO): nucleic acid binding; protein serine/threonine kinase activator activity; zinc ion binding
Source: RefSeq, a predicted model, not a curated record